Messenger RNA from Cuscuta campestris, 2269 nucleotides. Lineage: Eukaryota; Viridiplantae; Streptophyta; Magnoliopsida; Solanales; Convolvulaceae. The record is from the annotation of a GenBank genome assembly.
GGCCACAAAGAGAGGAAUUGAUUUCAUCCCUUAAAAAAACCAGAGGUGUGCAGGAAAGAUUGGGGAGAGAUACAAUGACCCUUAAUUAGAAAGGGCGCCUUCUUUCUAGGAGUUCACAGUUGGGGAGAGACGACUUUGCAUGCCCCAAGGUCCCUUAUUUCUUGUGUCACACCGGGAAAAAAACACAUCCUUGCAAGAUGGCUUAUAUGAAAGGUGAAAUUGGGUGGCAAAACCGGCCGUAGCAGCUCAAGAUUUGCGGCCGGAAGGUUUCUUUGAGUUUGCGAAUGGACGACGGAAACGCCGCCACUCCUCCCUCGUCCCCGACGGAGACGCCUCCCCCUCCGCCCGAGACUCCACCGCCCAAAGACGACUCGCCGCCGCCUUCUUCUCCCCCGCCUCCAUCGUGGACUCCUCCCCCGUGGUCGUCGUCCUCUCCCCCUCCGCCCACGCCUCCCGCGUCGUCUUCGCCCCCACCGCCGUCUUCUCCUCCUCCGACACCGCCGUCGACUCCUCCGCCUUCCGUGCAGCCUCCUCCUUCGCCGCCGGCACAGACGCCGCCUUCGCCUGAUGGGGAACAUUCUCCUCCUCCGGAUGUCUCGCCCUCUCCGCCGCCGCCGUCCACAAUUCCCCCGCCCGCACCAACAACCCCGGCAGCUCCCUUAACUCCUCCCAACGGAACGGGAAAUCCCCCUCCCUCGAUCAUAUUCUCUCCUCCUCCGCCGUUUUUGUCGCCUCCUUCGCCGUCAAACAACCCACCGGGCCGAUCGAAAAACUCUCCGCCGUCAAAUGAUUCUUCACCAUCAUCCAAUGCGGCAAUGGUUGACGGGGCCGCAGCGGGUGCCGGAGUAUUCAUUCUCGCAUUGGCCAUCAUUCUUUUCGUGUGUACAAGGAGGAAGAAGAAACAACAACACUACGUUGACUAUAUGCAUCCCACGCGUCCUUAUAGAGGCGGGGAGCACGUGGUUAGGGUUCCUCCACCACCGGGGGGGAUGGGACCCGGUUGGGGCCCGGUGAGCACGAGCGGCGAGUACACGGCGGGGUUCUCGGGACAACAUCACAACACUCCAGUGCCACCUCAUUCGCCAAACAUGGGGGGCAUGGGAGGGUACAACCAGAGCCAGUUCACGUACGAAGAGCUGGCUGCCGCGACGUCAGGGUUUUCUCAGGCGAAUCUGUUGGGACAAGGCGGUUUCGGCUACGUGCACAAGGGGGUGCUGCCCAACGGGAGAGCGGUGGCGGUGAAGAGCUUGAAGUCGGGGAGCGGGCAAGGUGAAAGAGAGUUCCACGCUGAAGUUGAGAUCAUAAGUAGGGUUCAUCACCGCCACCUGGUCUCCCUUGUUGGGUAUUGCAUUGCUCAAGGACAGAGAAUGUUGGUUUAUGAAUAUGUUCCUAAUAACACCUUGGAGUUCCACCUUCAUGGAAAAGGACAGCCGGUGAUGGAUUGGCCAACGAGGCUUAAAAUAGCAGUGGGAUCCGCGAAAGGAUUGAGUUAUUUGCACGAAGAUUGCCAUCCUCGGAUUAUACACCGCGACAUCAAAUCCGCAAACAUUUUACUUGAUAAUCAGUUUGAAGCGAUGGUUGCCGAUUUCGGGUUGGCGAAACUCUCCACAGACAAUAACACUCAUGUUUCAACUCGUGUCAUGGGAACAUUUGGGUAUUUGGCUCCGGAGUAUGCAUCAAGUGGGAAGCUAACAGAGAAGUCGGACGUGUUCUCAUUUGGCGUCAUGCUUUUGGAACUAAUCACCGGCCGGCGACCCCUCGAUCUUACCAACAACCUCAUGGAAGACAGCUUAGUUGAUUGGGCGAGGCCGCUCAUAGCGAAAGCAGCUGAGGAUGGCAACUACGAUGAAUUGGCCGAUCCGCGGCUGGAGGGAAACUAUAACUCUCACGAGAUGGGUCGGAUGGUCGCCUGCGCAGGCGCUUGCAUUCGACAUUCCGCCAAAAGGCGUCCUAAGAUGAGUCAGAUUGUGCGGGCUUGGGAAGGAGAUUUUUCGCUAGACGACUUGAACGACGGUGGUGUCGGGAGGGGGACGACGACGACGAGGAGGUCGAGCGAGACGGGGUUGUACGACACGCGGGCGUACAAUGCGGACAUGCUGAAGUUUAAGGAGAUGGUGAUGUCGAACCAGGAAAGCAGCGAGUACGGCGGCGGCCAUGCGUCCAACUCCACCACCAGUUUCGAUGAUUCCGGGGAACACUCCUCCGCUCCCCAACACAACAACUUCAACUAGUGCUAGUAUUUCAUACAAGUACAGCUUUACUACCACAA